This is a messenger RNA of Zingiber officinale, 2864 nucleotides long. RefSeq names its product mitochondrial substrate carrier family protein C-like. Gene Ontology annotation, biological process: transmembrane transport. The coding region runs from base 251 to 2605 and encodes 784 amino acids. Gene Ontology annotation, cellular component: mitochondrial inner membrane. Gene Ontology annotation, molecular function: S-adenosyl-L-methionine transmembrane transporter activity; calcium ion binding. NCBI's taxonomy places the organism in Eukaryota, Viridiplantae, Streptophyta, Magnoliopsida, Zingiberales, Zingiberaceae. The record is from RefSeq and is a predicted model, not a curated record. The transcript has 7 exons.
CAUUUGUUAUUCUAUCCUUCUCCCUUGGACAAGUCUUCUGCGGUUCUGCCUAUCCCUUCUCCGCCAUUUCCGUUCUCGCUUCGUCUCCACUACAACUAUUCCGCUUUCCCCAUUGGAGCACGCUCGUUUGGAUCCCACUUUGAGGUUUCAUGCCUCUUGGAGAAGCGCUGGGUCUCGGCAGGUCUCGUGUAUCGCCUCGGAGGCGGCGCCGGAAACCCUAGUGUCGGAUCGCUCUUGCUGAUUGAUAUCCAUGUUAUCUGGACCAGAUCCGAUGGAAGGCAUCUUCCACGCCUUCCGGGAUGCCGUAUCCCCUCUUGAGUCCGCAGCCAAGGAUUGGGAGUCGCAUUGGCUGAAUUUGAUGAGCGGUGCCAGGAACGUGGAGUCGACGAAGAGGUAUCGUGGAUCGAUGAAGGAGAAGGUAGCUGCCGUGACGGCUUCCGAGGAGCGGAAAAAGGAUCCUUUUAAGUUUUUUUCUGGUGCUUUGUGCCUCCCUUUGGGUGGGGAUGACGUCAGUAGUCGGGGAGGGAUUUCAUCGAAGAAAGGGAGAGAAGAAGAGAAGAAGCAUGAAUCUUGUGCGAAUUGCUCGCCUUUUUUCUCAGUUUGGUCGUUUAUGUUCGACAGUUUCCUGCAGGCGUUCCCGAAGCCGCUUAAAUCAGUAAGGAAGUGUUUCUGGAAGCAACGUCGUGAUGAUGACUCCCCUUCCCAUGCAAAAUCUAGAGGGAAAAAAUCAUGCAAGACCGUUUUUUGUGAUAAAUCCGAGAAAACAGCGGGUGAGGGAGGCACGAUGUCUAUCGAGUUGAUUCUUUGCUUUGCGUUGGACAGUUUGGGUCAGAAUCUCCAAAUGCUGAAUUGGAGUUGCCAAGGGAACAGACCGAAGAAUUGUGAUCGUCCAGCAGCUUCUGAGGCUUCAGAGUCUGAUUACUUGAAAAUAAUGAAGGGACUAAUUAAUGGAAAGAAGGCAGAUUUUGAUGGAUUCCUUUCGAAUUUGAGUUUUGCAAGGGUUGGAGGCCUACCUGCAACUUUGGUGGAGGACACACCAUCUGUCAAAAAGGAGGGUGAGAAUCAUGACACUGGUGGUGAUAAGGAAGAGCCUACAAGUAGCACACCACAGAAGUUUGCAAGUGGUUUACUUAGCAUUCCAUUGUCAAAUGUUGAGCGCUUAAAAUCUACACUUUCCACUGUUAAUCUGACUGAGUUGAUUGAGUUCAUACCUCAGUUGGUAAAAUCCUCCACCGACCAUCCUGACAAGAAGAAAUUGUUUUCAGUUCAGGACUUCUUCCGCUACACUGAGACAGAAGGAAGGCGAUUUUUUGAGGAGUUGGAUAGAGAUGGUGAUGGCCAAGUUAAUCUUGAAGACCUUGAAAUUGCAAUGAAAAAGAGAAGACUACCUAGGCGGUAUGCCAAGGAUUUUCUGCAUCGUACAAGAAGCAACUUGUUUUCAAAAUCAGUUGGGUGGAAACAAUUUCUGUCUGUAAUGGAGCAGAAGGAGCCAAAAAUUCUUCGAGCGUAUACAAGCCUUUGCCUUAACAAGUCUGGAACACUGCAAAAGAAUCAGAUAUUGGCAUCGCUAAGGAAUGCAGGGCUUCCUGCCAGUGAGGAUAAUGCUAUUUCUAUGAUGCGUUAUCUCAAUGUUGACAAAGAGGGAUCAAUUUCAUACAGUCACUUCCGUAAUUUCAUGGUCUUGCUUCCUUCAGAAAGGCUUGAGGAUGAUCCUAGGAACAUCUGGUUUGAAGCAGCUACUGUGGUAGUUGUUCCCCCUCCAGUACAGAUAUCCACAGGAAAUGUCCUUAAGUCUGCUUUGGCUGGAGGUCUUGCUUGUGCACUUUCCACUUCAAUAUUGUAUCCUAUUGAUACCAUGAAGACACGUGUACAAGCAUCAACACUUUCAUUCCCAGAGCUCGUCUCUAAAUUACCAGAAAUUGGUAUUCGUGGGCUGUACAGGGGUUCAAUUCCAGCAAUCCUAGGACAAUUCUCUAGCCAUGGAUUGAGGACUGGUAUCUUUGAAGCAACUAGGAUUGUGCUAAUAAAUGUUGCACCAAAUCUACAAGAUCUCCAGGUGCAAUCCAUGGCAUCCUUUUGCAGCACAAUCUUAGGGACAGCGGUUCGAAUCCCUUGCGAAGUCUUGAAGCAGAGGCUACAGGCAGGCAUCUUCAAUAAUGUAGGAGAGGCGAUUGUAGGCACCCUACAACAAGAUGGUUUGAAAGGAUUUUUCCGUGGGACUGGUGCCACACUUUGCCGAGAGGUCCCAUUUUAUGUUGCUGGGAUGUGUCUAUAUGCUGAAUCUAAGAAGGCUGUACAGAACCUUCUGAACCGAGAACUGGAACCCUGGGAAACUGUGGCAGUAGGGGCUUUAUCUGGCGGACUUGCUGCCGUCGUCACCACACCCUUCGAUGUCAUGAAGACGCGAAUGAUGACUGCGCCGCGGGGUUUUCCAGUGUCAAUGCAAAUGGUCGCUUUCUCCAUUCUUCGCAAGGAAGGUCCUCUAGGCCUUUUCAAGGGAGCUGUCCCAAGGUUCUUCUGGAUUGCACCUCUCGGUGCUAUGAACUUCGCUGGAUAUGAGCUUGCAAAGAAGGCCAUGGACAAGACCGAAGACGUGCCAGGUUAAACUCUUUGGUUGCUGUUGUGUGGAAGCACUCGUCGACCAUGUAUUUUUUUUUUCUUUUUGAGUUCAAAGCUGCUUUUUUUUUGUAGCAAAUGAUGAUCAACAUAGACAGGUUGUAUUAUUCAUUGUUGACCAUAUGUGUACAUAUGGCCCGAGCUCCUCUACAUGCCUUAGCUUUCCUUUUUGUGCUUUGGAUACGUGAUUGUAAACAAUGCGUGAACAAAAUCUAAAAGCAAAUAUAUGAAACAAAUGAGUUUUAGUA